UACCCUCCGCAAUUCUCGCAGCACUUCUGCCUGCGCCGAAGUCGUUGAAGUAGAGUUGUCCCUGCUGCGCAACCUCCAUUCCUAAGUGAUGGUAUCCAGGGCGCAGGGCGAGAAAGCUCGCCACUCAGACGAAGAUGCCCGGGGUGAUAAUGCCGGAGAAAAUAAAACAAGGCGAUGCAAUGCUGCCUUCCUGUUGUUGUGGAGGCUUACCAGCACCCCACCAACGGCUCGGCUGAUCUCAAUUCAGAACUGGCUCAGGCCCACCUUGCCGGUCAACAGCUCCGCGGACAGGAUGCCGAUGGCCGCGAACAUCGCGAAGCGACCGUUAUUGAGUUCCUUGUGGCGCAUGUCCUCGUCGUAGCCGAAGAUGUUGGACAGGCCCAGGGGGUCGCCGAAGUUGCCCACCUCCUUCUUCGGGUCCUGCGUCCACACCGCGAGCUCCAUGGCGCCAGCGAACAGAAACAGCGCCACGAAGCCGUACGUGCCCGGCGCCGUCGUCACCGCGCCCACGCCCGCAGGCACCGACUCGAAGGCGGGGCACUGGCUGUACUGCUGCGCCACGAACCCCAGGGCCGCCAUCAUUGAAGGGGCCCUGGGACACACAAAUAAAUACACACAAAUAAAGAUCUUCCCCAUAUUUUCCUAUAUUUUCUGAGUUUCUAUCUUCCCGCCCAAUUCCUAUAUUUUCUCAUAUUUUCUUGGGAGUCGACGAUUAUUUUCUUGUCUGUGUGUUUUUUCCCCUCCUGAAUCAUGGCCACGCGCCCGGGCUUGAGCUCCGCGGUGCGCAGGCUCCGGAAGCCCUCCUCGUCGCCCACCUUGCGGAACCCAGCCGGGUCGAAGAAGUCAUACUUGUAGAUGCAAACUGGCCCGCAGCCAGAGGGCACACUCCCACGAGUGACCACCGAGAGGACCACAAGCAAGGGGGGGGCCAGGGGGGCCAUGGCGCCCAGCUGCGUCGCCGGGUCGAACGGCGGCGGCGCCUCGGCGGCACGCCGCGCCGCACGCGCCAGCCGGCGCGCGGCGAGCGCGAGUGCGGCCGCCGCGCACACCGGGAGGGCGGCGCCCAGGCUGCCGCCAUGGGCCGCGCCGUUCUGCGCCGCGGGGGCCCUCGGCGCCAGCAGCGCGGUGGUCGGCGCGCUGGCCGACCGGAGGCCCGCCGAAGCGGGGGGGGCGGCGCCGACAAAGGUCAGGGGCAUCGUGCUGCCUUGCCCAGCAGAGCGGUGCCAGGUUCGAGGGGCAGCGCUGCCAGAGUUUCGCCUCGAACACACUUGAGCCAAAACGGCUGCAGUGCAACUUCCCCACACUUCACUGAUCAGUGCAACUCCCCCGGGCAUUGCUCCCGGAAGGGCUGGUGGGAC
Messenger RNA from Prorocentrum cordatum, 1358 nucleotides. The record is from the annotation of a GenBank genome assembly. Lineage: Eukaryota; Dinophyceae; Prorocentrales; Prorocentraceae.